GCCUCGCAUCUCCGUUUUUCGUUGUUGAUUGAUUGUACGCGAGUUGUGAGGAGAAAGGAAAACUGCAGCAGCUACGAAAAAAGUGAAAAGUUACCUCGGAAAUUGGCCCCCAAAAUAGACCUCCGUUUCCGUCGGUACCGCGGAUUGCAGGCGCGACUAGUGGAUACUUUGAUUUGUGUUUCGGAUCCAGGUUAUUGCUGACUGGAAGAUUCCCGUCGUCAAGACCCACACCCCCUCCUGGGUUUGCAUUGUUGUGGAAAAUUUCGUCUCCGUCGCAGCGCAAAAGUUCCGUUCUUCCGACUGCUCCUUGCCACGCUCCGUCAUUGAUCGUCAUUAGUCAGCUCCGUCGUCUAAUCAACAACCACACCGAACCAGAAGGCCAAAAUGAUUAAACUUUUCUCGCUGAAGCAACAGAAGAAGGACGGCGAAGCGACGCCAAAGUCCGGAGGACCCCAGAAGAAGGCCUUCACCGCGGCCCAGCUGAGAAUCACGAAAGAUAUUAACGAGCUGAAUCUGCCGAAAACCUGUGCCACGGAAUUUCCCGACCCGGACGAUUUGCUCAACUUCAAGCUGGUCAUCUGCCCCGACGAAGGAUUCUACAAGGGGGGACGGUUUGUGUUCAACUUCAAGGUCGGCCCCAACUAUCCUCAUGAGCCUCCGAAGGUGAAAUGUGAAACACAGGUUUACCAUCCGAACAUCGACCUGGAGGGUAACGUUUGCCUCAACAUCCUGCGUGAAGACUGGAAACCGGUGCUAACCAUCAACUCGAUCGUGUACGGAUUGCAGUACUUGUUCUUGGAACCGAACCCCGAGGACCCGCUGAACCGAGAGGCGGCCGAAGUGCUGCAAACGAACCGACGCCUCUUCGAGCACAACGUGUUCAAGGCGAUGCGCGGUAGCUACAUUGGGGAAACCUAUUUCGAGCGCUGUCUCAAGUGAUACAUAAGUUCUACACUCACACUAAAAUGUUGCGUUUAUUUAAUUAUUCUUACAAUUGGUGGACGCUAUUAUAUAGACUUUAAAUAUAACUAAAAUGGGACAAGUGGCGGAGUGGGCGGGAGUUAGAACAAGCGCAAAUCAAUAAAAACAAUAGCUCAUAUUGGGGCACCCGAGCACGGGAGCGUGCCCAUUUGUCGUACGUUGUCGAGCAGCGAUCGUUUAGUGCCGCAGACGGAGUGCUUCGGAGGAAUGAACAGAUAAACGAGAAAGAGAAAGUAGCAGAAAGAUACUGAGAUAUCGAAUUAUGAAGGGUUAGAGUGUGAGAAAAGGUAAAACAAAUUGAGCAUUACAACUGCAAAUGAAAACACAAUGUAAAAUUUAUAAUCCAAACUGAUAAAAUCAACAACUAUGAGACAAAAUUGAAAAUCCAUCUCUUGUAUCAAUAUUGAACGCAAAUAUAACCAAACACUUUGAACGAGUUGCUAUCCUUUUCUGUUUCACUAUUCUGCAGACCACGUAGGAGAUCCCGGUUUGCAUAAUGCCAUUCGACCUGACGCGAGUCGUCGAUCGGCAUUGUGUCAAAUGGGAUACUUCCAAAACCGGUGUAUGGUAACACAUGGCAGUCAGUUAUGCAAACUCAGAGCGAGAGAGGAAAAUGAACACAAAUGAUUCAAUCGAAGAGGAAUAGAUAACAAACAAGAAUCAAUGAUCUUAGUUUAAUUUACAUGAACAGUAAAACAUAAGGUAAAUAAACGGUAUUUAUACAUAGGAAGACCACACACAAAAACUUAUCUAAUCUCCUUGAUUUCUUUCUACCGAAACCAACACCUACAGCAACGUUCUAAUCUAAUCCAAUUCUAUCACUUCUCUAAAAACAAAAAAAAACUGGUAGAUUACAAUGAAGCAACAACAGCAGAGAUAAAACAAAAACAAGAAAAUAAAUGAAUAUCCGAGAAUCCAACAGAAAGUUUUACGAUUACUGAAUGUACUGAUGAAAUUAGUGACAAAACUGAAGAAAAAAAAAAAAACAAAACAUACAGAGAGCUACAAUUAAAUAUGAAAAUUUUACUCGAA
Molecule: messenger RNA, 2013 nt
Organism: Aedes albopictus (Asian tiger mosquito)
Lineage: Eukaryota; Metazoa; Arthropoda; Insecta; Diptera; Culicidae
Gene: UbcE2M
Product: NEDD8-conjugating enzyme Ubc12
Exons: 5
Coding region: 385-939 (184 amino acids)
Source: RefSeq, a predicted model, not a curated record